CUUUCAACCGCAGCAACAGUUUGUCCGUCACCUCGGUAGCUUGCCUCGACAUAAUAGCCGAACCAAUAAAGCUCUUUAGACGCUUUAGUGUAUAUUAGCCACUGUGUUUUAAACCCAUUUCCCCCCUCUAGUUAGUUAUCCGAUUUAAUUUCAUAUUUACUGUGUUAUUAGUCAGCUAGCGGGCUGGUUAAGUUAGCAUUAGCCUAGCUAGCUAACAUCUCCGACCAUGAGGUCACUUAGCUACUCUCCUGAUAAAAAAGUGAAAGAGGAGGAGGAAGAGAAGGAUGUUACAAUACAAAAACAAGUAGAGGGUGAGGCCGUUACCGUGAAAGAAGAGAAAGACGUUUCAGUGAAAGAAGAGGAAGACGUGUUCAGAGUAAAAGAAGAGGAAUACUUGUUCAGAGUAAAAGAAGAGGAGGAUGCAGUUGUUGAAGUGAAAGAGGGGGAGAUGAUUGUCACAUCGAAAAAGGAGGGGGAAGAAGAGGAUGAAACGGGAUAUCUGGGCCCGGUUUCCCAAAGGCAUCUUAAGGCAUCCAAUGGUUCUAACGAUGAACGUUCCCUGAUUAACACUAGAGAGAGUGGGGACUAUUGUGGAUCCUCUGGGGAUCCUCAACAACCUCAUGAUGCUGAAGAGGCAGAGAAGAAUCUCUCCAGAUCAAAACACCUCAAGAAACAUCUGCAGAGAUCCACAGGGAAGAGAACUCACUUCUGCUCUGACUGUGGGAAGAGAUUCACCUCAUCGGGCAUUAAAAUUCAUCAGAGAACACACACAGGAGAGAAACCUUAUAGCUGUGGUCAAUGUGGGAAGAGUUUUCCUCAAUCUGGCUCUCUGACAGUACACCAGAGAACACACACAGGAGAGAAACCUUAUAGCUGUGAUCAAUGUGGGCAGAGUUUUGUUCAAGCUAACAAUCUGACUCGACACAAGAGAACACACACAGGAGAGAAGCCUUAUAGCUGUGGUCAAUGUGGGAGGAGUUUUACAACAUCUAGCUCUCUGACAGUACACCAGAGAACACACACAGGAGAGAAACCUUAUAGCUGUGGUCAAUGUGGGAAGAGUUUUGGUCAAUCUGGAGAGCUGACAGUGCACCAGAGAACACACACAGGAGAGAAACCUUAUAGCUGUGAUCAAUGUGGGAGCAGUUUUCCUUCAUCUAGCUAUCUGACAGUACACCAGAGAACACACACAGGAGAGAAACGUUAUAGCUGUGAUCAAUGUGGGAAGAGAUUUACUUUCUCUGGCACUCUGACUCAACACCAGAGAACACACACAGGAGAGAAACCUUAUAGCUGUGGUCAAUGUGGGAGGAGUUUUACGACAUCUAGCUCUCUGACAGUACACCAGAGGAAACACACAGGAGAGAAACCUUAUAGCUGUGGUCAAUGUGGGAGGAGUUUUACUACAUCUAGCUAUCUGACAGUACACCAGAGAAAACACACAGGAGAGAAACCUUAUAGCUGUGGUCAAUGUGGGAGGAGUUUUACUACAUCUAGCUAUCUGACAGUACACCAGAGAAAACACACAGGAGAGAAACCUUAUAGCUGUGGUCAAUGUGGGAGGAGUUUUACUACAUCUGGCCAUCUGACAGUACACCAGAGAACACACAGGAGAAAAAUAUCAUAGCUGUGACCAGAGAUAAUCUGUUAAAAGAUCUCUGAUCAAAUAUUAGAAAAUACAUACAUGAAGGAGUUGUUUCAUGAUUUCAAUGAAUUAAUGUCACAAUGUAGAAAGUUUUAACAUUGUAGUAGGAGUAUUUUAAUGAUGUCACAAUGUAGAAGCCUAAACGUUUCCCCCCCCUUUAUGAAUUGAUUUCAUAAUGAUAUGGAUAUUAGCCUCAGGGGAAAAAUCAGAGUCCGUGUGGUUUUUGAGCUGUUAGUUUUAACAGGACGUGCAACCUCAUCUCUCUCCUCUCGCACAAAUGAUUUUAGCAUGAUAUCGAUGAGUGAUGACAAAUAAGUGUUGCAUUCCCUUGUUUAGCGACCCCUAAAUUUAAAUGCAUCACUCCAAAAUGUAGCUGACUGUCUUCUGCAGGUUGUCCUCUAUCCAGUGAGGUAAAAUAUAUCUCCCAUUUCCAUUAGUUUUUUUUGUUGUGUCAGUUUCAACCGCACAUAAUUUCCCCCCUAAUCGAUAUCAGUGAUUUAUUGCUACUUGUCAAAACAACAGCAUUUUUGGUGCUUGUGCAUUUUAAAAGCUGCUUGUUUAAACAAAUACAAGAAAUAUGAUUGUUGUAGCAGAUGUUUGUGUACAUAGAACAUUUUAUGUUUAGGUUUUCAAUUAAUCCCAAACUGUUUCUGCAUAUUGGUUAUUGAUUUGGACACAUUAAAACUGUGUUUUGAUAUUGGGCUAUCCCACGUAGCAAAAUGUAAUUGAAAAGCCGUUGAAAAUAAGACUAUGCAACCAAAUAUUUCAUGUAACAUUUAGUAUUCAUAAUUAUUUAUAUGACCAACUGACAAUUUUUGCUACAAUUAUAUUGACAUUGUUUCCCUGCUUUUAGAAUAUCAGGGUUCAUUCUCAGAUGUGUCAACCCAAAUGUACUAGAGCAUGACAUUGGGGACUGGGCCCCGAUCCAACAACAUACCUAUCUAGUGAACCCUGAAAAAAGAGAGAACCCCCGCUCUGCAGUGAGGUGGAAAGUUACUACGGAUAUUGCAGGAGUUUCCUCUUGAAAUCAGACAUGUCCAUGGUAAGGACAACUUGGUUGCUGAUUUUCUCAAGGAUGGGCAGUCAAAAAGAUGUGUGUUUUGCGUUUAGCCAGUGUGUUGCCAUGGAUCACAAUUUAUUUUGACCACAUGUUUUUCGUAUUGGAGAUGAGUUUUGUUUGGGAUCGUUCCCCUAUUUGUAAUUGUUGAUAUUGUAGUUGAUUAUAAUGUGAAAUUGUUUUCUGUUAGUGGUCAGCAAACUUGUCCAACAAAAAUAUAAGAUGUAUUUGUCUUAAGGAGGAAGGUUUUACAGGCUUUGGUUUUUCCAUUUAUGUUUUGAGGUUGGACUAGCUUGUUAGCAUGUAGGGAGAACCGAUUGGUGUCAGUAUGUGUUACACCUGUGCUGGCUUGUCCAUCUCGUUGGUGGGAAGGUGUUUCACCUGAGCUGGUCCAGGUUCUAUUUAAGAGUGUCUAGCCCAGUGCUCCAGUUGUCUUGAUAGAUGUGGAAUGUCAACACAUUUAGUUGCUCCACUUUUUUGGUUUGCUUCCUGUCUUUAAUUUGGUGUGGGUUUUUCUUUUGUUUGCCUCUUCUUGGGCAGAUUUAGUGGGUCUCAUGGUGGGUGUCUUUUAGAGCCUCUCCUAAAAAACAGCUUAUAUUUUGGGUGGGAUGUUGCAUCCUAUUAAUAUUUUAAUCAAUGGCAUUUCCUUUCAAUGCUCAUUAGUCUUUCAGUGGUUAUUCUUAUGUUUUUUAUCUGCUUAUGUUUGUGUACUAAAUAUUUAUUUAUUUUUUCCUGUGAAGCCAUUGUGUUAUCAUGUCUGAAAUGUACUGUAUAAAUAAAGCUUGAUUUGAACAUAUUGCAAAACAAAUGAACCCAAUGACCAACCAAUCAACAGACUCUUGCUAAACCAAUGAAUAAAUAUGUGCAAAAGCAACACAUAUCUUGGUUAAUCUUAGUAUGAAAAACAGUAUAAACGCAUAUCUUCCUCUGUCAAAAUAGUGCUGGUAUGUAUGUUUAGUAUCACUGUUCAACCAACCCAGUUCAUUUGUUGAUAUAUUGAAAACAAACUAAGUUUGUUGUUGGUUUUUCUUUUGUUUCCCUCUUCUUGGGCAGAUUUAGUGCGUCUCAUAGUGGGUGUCUUUUAGGUCCCAGUUGUUACUAGUCAACUUCCAGUGGACACCCCCAUAGUGUCAUUUAGAACCCCUCCUAAAACCCACCUGUUUAGUUGUGGUUGUUGUCAUUGACUCUUGGUUAGUUCCCUCUUCUGUUUAAGUGACAUUUCUGGUUUUCUUGCUGGGAAACGUAACAACAAUGUAGUAAAACCAAGCUUAUAUUUUGGGUUGUAGCAUCCAGUUCUUGUUCAUCAAAGGCAUUUCCUUGAAAUGUUAAUUCGUCUUUCAGUUGUUAUUCUUCUGUUUGCUGUGUAUGUUUUUAUUUGUAUUUUUUCUGUGAAGUGCAUUGCGUUGCAUCCAUGUCUGAAAUGCGCUGGUUUGGUUUGAACAUAUUGCAAAAUAAAUGACCAACCAAUCAA
Oncorhynchus nerka (sockeye salmon) is the source of this 4173-nucleotide messenger RNA. RefSeq names its product zinc finger protein 501-like. The transcript has 2 exons. Gene Ontology annotation, biological process: regulation of DNA-templated transcription. NCBI's taxonomy places the organism in Eukaryota, Metazoa, Chordata, Actinopteri, Salmoniformes, Salmonidae. Gene Ontology annotation, molecular function: DNA-binding transcription factor activity, RNA polymerase II-specific; RNA polymerase II cis-regulatory region sequence-specific DNA binding. Bases 227 to 1627 code for a protein of 466 amino acids. The record is from RefSeq and is a predicted model, not a curated record.